CGCAGCCCGCCUCCCCGGGCCACGCCGAGGCCGCCCCUCCCCGACCCCGCCCCGCCCGGGUCGGGCUCCCAGAGACCGGCUUCCUCCUCUCCAGUGGAGUCCCUCUGUCCCUGCGCCUCCUCCGCCACCGCCCAGAGCCCUCUGGCUCGACGUCACCCGCGCACCCACCAAUGAACAGAAGAGAGACCGGGCUUCGGCAUCCUCAGAAGAAAGUAGUGGUUCCCUGCUGUGCUGAGGAAACUGAUCCUUAGGAAGACUAAUUAGCUCAAGGUCACACAGCCAGCAAGUCCAGAACUGCCUGUCUCCAGAGUCUUUGCUCUCAACCACUGGACUGGAGUGGACUCUCAGAACUUCACAUGGGUUUCUAACAUUAUUUCUAACCAGCAUCAUGCUGGAGCAGGAGGCUGGUAGCCUGCAGUUUUCAAAAUGGCCGAGCUGGACGCCGAUUUGGAUCACAUCAUCCCGUCUUCAGUCGUUCCCCCUUUCUGGGCUAAGUUAGUAGUGGGAUGUGUUUCCCUCCUGUGUUUUGCACGGAGCUAUGAUGGAGAUUUUGUCUUUGACGACUCAGAAGCUAUUGUUAACAAUAAGGACCUCCAGGCCGGCACACCCCUGGGAGACCUGUGGCAUCAUGACUUCUGGGGCAGCAGACUGAGCAGCAACACCAGCCACAAGUCCUACCGGCCUCUCACCGUUCUGACUUUCAGGAUUAACUACUAUCUGUCAGGCGGCUUCCACCCUGUGGGUUUUCAUGUGGUCAACAUCCUCCUGCACGGUGGCAUCUCCGUCCUCAUGGUGGACGUCUUCUCCGUGUUAUUUGGUGGCCUGCAGUACACCAGUAAAGGCCGGAGGGUGCACCUGGCCCCCAGAGCGUCCCUGCUGGCAGCGCUGCUGUUUGCCGUCCAUCCAGUGCACACCGAGUGCGUUGCUGGCGUUGUCGGCCGCGCUGACCUCCUGUGCGCCCUGUUCUUUUUGUUAUCUUUCCUUGGCUACUGUAAAGCAUUUAGAGAAAGUAACAAGGAGGGAACACAUUCAUCUACCUUCUGGGUGUUGCUGAGCAUCUUCCUGGGAGCAGUGGCCAUGCUGUGCAAAGAGCAAGGGAUCACUGUGCUGGGUUUGAAUGCAGUGUUUGACAUCUUGGUGAUAGGCAAAUUCAACCUUCUGGAAGUCAUCCAGAAGAUACUACGUAAGGACAAGUCAUUAGAGAGUAUCAGCAUGCUCAGGAGUGGGGGCCUCCUCUUCCGAAUGACCCUCCUCACCUCCGGAGGGGCUGGUGUGCUGUAUGUGCGCUGGAGAAUCAUGGGUACCGGCCCGCCAGCAUUUACGGAGGUAGACAACCCAGCCUCCUUUGCUGAUAGCAUGUUGGUUAGGGCCAUAAACUAUAAUUACUACUAUUCAUUGAAUGCCUGGCUGCUGCUGUGUCCCUGGUGGCUCUGUUUUGAUUGGUCAAUGGGCUGCAUCCCCCUCAUUAAGUCCAUUGGUGACUGGAGGUUGAUUGCUUUAGCAGCACUCUGGCUCUGCCUAAUUGGCCUAAUAUGCCAAGCCCUGUGCUCCGAAGACAGCCGCAAGAGAAGAAUCCUUACACUGGGCCUGGGAUUUCUUGUGAUCCCCUUUCUUCCUGCAAGCAACCUGUUCUUCCGAGUGGGCUUUGUGGUGGCCGAGCGGGUCCUCUACCUCCCCAGUGCUGGCUACUGCAUGCUGCUAACCUUUGGAUUUGGAGCCCUGAGCAGACAUACUAAGAAAAAGAAGCUCAUUGCUGCCUUGGUGCUGGGGAUUUUGUUCAUCAACAUCCUGAGAUGCAUGAUUCGCAGUGGCGAGUGGCGGAGUGAGGACCAGCUUUUUCGAAGCGCCCUGUCUGUGUGCCCCCUCAAUGCUAAGGUUCACUACAACAUCGGCAAAAACCUGGCUGACAAAGGCAACCAAACAGCAGCCAUCAGAUACUACCGGGAAGCAGUAAGAUUAAAUCCCAAAUAUGUUCAUGCCAUGAAUAAUCUUGGAAAUAUCUUAAAAGAAAGGAACGAGCUACAGGAAGCUGAAGAGCUGCUGUCUUUGGCUGUUCAGAUACAGCCGGAUUUUGCUGCUGCGUGGAUGAAUUUGGGCAUAGUGCAAAACAGCCUGAAACGGUUCGAGGCAGCGGAACAGAGUUACCGGACAGCAAUUAAAUACAGAAGGAAAUACCCGGACUGCUACUAUAACCUCGGGCGUCUGUAUGCAGAUCUGAAUCGCCACGUGGAUGCUUUGAAUGCCUGGAGAAACGCCACGGUGCUAAAGCCAGAACACAGCCUGGCCUGGAACAACAUGAUCAUCCUCCUCGACAGCACAGGUAAUUUAGCACAGGCUGAAGCAGUUGGAAGAGAGGCACUGGGAUUAAUACCUAAUGAUCAUUCUCUUAUGUUCUCCUUGGCAAACGUGCUGGGGAAAUCCCAGAAAUACAAGGAAUCUGAAGCUUUAUUCCUCAAGGCAAUUAAAGCAAAUCCAAAUGCUGCAAGUUACCAUGGUAAUUUGGCUGUGCUUUAUCAUCGUUGGGGACAUCUCGACUUAGCCAAGAAACACUAUGAAAUCUCCUUGCAGCUUGACCCCACGGCAGCAGGCACCAAGGAGAAUUAUGGCCUCCUGAGAAGAAAGCUGGAACAGAUGCAGAAAAAGGAUGUCUGACCUUUUCCCUUCGUCUUUUGAGUUUGUGCAUGUGUGCACAAGGCAUAUCAUUAACAUGUGCUUACUUUUAACCAUUUGAAAUUCUUAGACAUGUUGUUUAUUUUACUAUUAUUUUUUUCUAUGAAAACAAAGACAUGCAAAAAGAUUACAGCACCAGCAAUAUACUCUUGAAUGCUUGAUAGGGUUUUUGCAUCAAAAUUGUAUUUUUUCAGAUGACUCAAAUGUAAUUCUAGACUCCCCAAAGUGAAAACUUUUCUAAGUAAACAAAAAAAGAGAAAAAAUGAUCUCAAGUAAUUUUUCCCAGUAGUAAGCCUGCAUCUGGGAUGUGAACCUGUGUUUGGACUAGCACUAUGAAACCUCAGUUGUGAACAAGAAUGAAAGACUCCUACAAUUUAUAUGAACAUCAAAUGUGUCUGUAUAUUAGCAGUUUUAUUUAAUGACAUUAAAUGAAAGAGUUUUUGGGUUUUUUAACCUCUUAUUUUAUAACAAUGUGUACCAUAAAUUUUCUUUGUAAGGAAAUAUUUAUUUGUAUUUUUAUGUGUUGGACAGGGCAAAUAAUUGAAGAUUGGAAAUUUUUGACAUCUAGUAUAUUUAUAUACUUUUUCCUCUGUAGAAAGAAAUUGACUCCUGCAAUAUUUUUUUGUAUUCUCCAGGAUAUGCAGUUUCAGUACAUAGAGUAUUAUAUAAUAGUACAUUAACUGUCACUAUUGAUAGAAAAUUCUAGCAAUGCUUUAGGUAAGAGCAGGCAGCCUAACAUCUUUGUUCUGUUAAUUGCAGUGUUCACAGGACUACACAUGUAUGUACGUUGGGGUUUUAUGUGUUUAAAUGUAAAGCAGUUAUCUAUUUUGCUUAAUAGAACUACAGACCUUAUUCUGUCUAGAAAAUGCAAGAGAUAAAUUUUCUCUCAAAAGGAAGCAUGUUUGGGGACUUUGUCAUACUUUCAAGAUUUGGGGUUUUUUUCUAUUUUUAUUUGAUCAGAAUAAUCAUGUUUACUUGUUUGUUUGCUGUCAAUCUAAGGUUCAUUCAGUCUCUGUUAUUUCUUAUGCAGUAAAAUUAUUAUACAAACUGGCAUGAAAAUGUCAUAUUACCUUCUUAAUAUAUGAUUUUCAAGUUA
Messenger RNA from Sciurus carolinensis (gray squirrel), 3766 nucleotides. RefSeq names its product transmembrane O-mannosyltransferase targeting cadherins 4 (gene Tmtc4). Bases 427 to 2652 code for a protein of 741 amino acids. Gene Ontology annotation, biological process: endoplasmic reticulum unfolded protein response; protein O-linked glycosylation via mannose. Gene Ontology annotation, cellular component: endoplasmic reticulum. Gene Ontology annotation, molecular function: mannosyltransferase activity; protein binding. The transcript has 19 exons. Lineage: Eukaryota; Metazoa; Chordata; Mammalia; Rodentia; Sciuridae. The record is from RefSeq and is a predicted model, not a curated record.